GUCACGGGACCGGCACGAAAACCCCGCAGCUGGGAUCCACCCGGCCGCAAAAAGGGGGCUGAGGCAGGAUGGGUUUUGCCGAAGACAAAGUGUACGACUACAUUUUGAAAAACCUCAAGAAUUUCAAGAACAUCCAUGUGGCGUCGCUCGCCGAUUCCCUGAGCUGCCUGACUGAUGCCGACAGAGAUGAACUUCACGCCCGGGAGGAAAUGCGGGGGAGCCAGGCGACCGUCUAUAGGUUUUACCAGCACCUGAAGUGCCGGCAGGGCUGGGUGCCGGAUCUCAUCGACGCGCUGCGCCACAACAACGCGGGGCACCUGGCCGACGAGCUGCAGCACGUAUAUGACUGCUGGCGAGCCCGUCCCCCGGCUCCCGCCACUGCCUCCUUCCCUCCUGCGGCCAGCGAUGCCCGUCCCGCCGUCUCCUCCGUCGGUGCCCAGACGCCGUCCCCGGGGCUGAACCCUGCUCCGGGUGCCUCGUUGGCUGAGCAGCCGCGCCGAGACCUGCCCGCCGGCGGCCGUCCGCCUCUCCUGCCCGGUGCUGCCACCACCACCAGCACAGACCUGGACGCCAGGGCCCCGGUGCAGGAAUCGCUCUCCAAAAACCUCCUGGAGCAAGAGAAUCCCCGGCCGCCUCCACCUGGGAGCGUGGUCCGUGACGGAGCAAGCGAUGGGCACGGCGGAGAGGGGCAUCUCCCGCACCCCAUCGAGGCUGUGCAGGCGGCAGCGGGGACCCCCGGGGCAGCCAGCGUGGCCGUGCCAUCGGCUGCCCCCGAACGGGGCCGGGACUGGCUGAGCCGCCAGCAGCACCCGGUGUGCGUGGACAACGGGUGUUUUGGGAACGCCAACCACCUGCACCGCGGCGCGCCGGCCUUGGGUCUGGGCAGGUCUCUUCCGCCGAGGGAUGCGGGCUCUGCUCGCAGCGCCGAGCAGCCCAGGAACGAGCCUGAAGAGGACUCCUAUGUCUCCACUGAGAUGCCCUCCAGGCUGGAGGAGACCGCUCGCAGCGGGGGGCCGCAGCCCCCAGACUCGCUGCCAGAAAACCAGGCUGUGCCAGGCUCUGGGCACGGCGAGCCCCCGGGCAGCUUUGUGGAUGUGCGCAGCCCCCUCCUCAUACAGCAGCAGUUCGAGGCGGAGCAGAAGCGGGUCGGGAUGCUGCAAGAGGACGGAGGAGACACUCGGAUGGAAACCACCACCCCAGUCACUACCGCUGCACCCAGAGACGCAUCCCCAUCCUGUGACACCUCCCUGAAGCCUCCGGUACAAGAGAAAAAACCGCCCGCGGGGGAGACGGCCAGCAGCACCCCCUCCAUGCUGACGAAGGAGAAAGUGCUCCCGGCCUCGGCGGACCCUCUCCCGACUGUUGCAGGAAGCUUUGAAGGCACGUCUGGGAGGACAGCAUCCCGGGUGAGCUCUGCCACGAGCAUCUGGGCAUCUUGCAGCAACGUGGAGAGGGAUGUGGAGGUCAACAAGCCGGGCGUCCUCCUCUCCACAGCUGGGGAGAGCCCAGAGGCAGCCGGCAGAUGCCUGAGCUUUCGGGGGCCCAGCGGCCCCUAUUCCGGGGCAUCCGAUAGCCUCACCUUCAGCAGCGACCCACUCAUGGUGAGCACGGAUAGCUCGAGCUCAGGAGAAGCGCUCUCCAGAGUCUCCUCGGGAUGCCCGGUUCCAGCGGCUCAUGCAGACCCCAGGGAAGAGGAGGCAGCUGGAGCAAGCAGAGACUCCCGUCCACCUCCGAGCUGGGACAGCACCUCCCUGGGCACCCACCAGGUCCGCGUGGACCAUUACCCCAGCACCCAGCUCGAGGCAGGCAGCGACCUCCGAGACGGAGCCGGUCCCCUUGGAAACCCUCCAGUUUUUGACUCGAGCAGGGGCUGUGGCACUGCGACCAGCUCGUCUCAGGCCAAAGUCCCCCCAGGGGACAGCAACGGACCGUCCCUGCCAUACAUCGUUCCAGCUGUGGGCAUCGCUGUGAUUUCAGCGGUGGCAUUUCUGGUGUACGCUCGAUUGCAGAAAUAGCGCUGGAGUGGAUGGGAUGCCACGACCGUCGCCCAGCCUGGGCGAUUCCUCUUCGUAGCAGGAAUUUGGCCAAGGCGUUUGAAGCCUGAAGAGCAGCGGGGGGGGGAUGAU
Messenger RNA from Gymnogyps californianus (California condor), 2126 nucleotides. RefSeq names its product mitochondrial antiviral signaling protein (gene MAVS). The record is from RefSeq and is a predicted model, not a curated record. Lineage: Eukaryota; Metazoa; Chordata; Aves; Accipitriformes; Cathartidae.